This is a messenger RNA of Aricia agestis (brown argus), 2747 nucleotides long. Its product is annotated as dymeclin. Gene Ontology annotation, biological process: Golgi organization. The transcript has 17 exons. Gene Ontology annotation, cellular component: Golgi apparatus. Bases 145 to 2256 code for a protein of 703 amino acids. The record is from RefSeq and is a predicted model, not a curated record. NCBI's taxonomy places the organism in Eukaryota, Metazoa, Arthropoda, Insecta, Lepidoptera, Lycaenidae.
UCGAGUUGUCUGUUGUUUCGUGGCUUUCCUUUCUCAUCAUGCAAAAUUCUUUCGUUUUGUAGGAGAAAUAGCAAAAAUUGCAUUGUAGUUACUUUUUAUUCGAACCAGACAAUAACUUAAUACUUAUCAGAUCCAUGAUAAAAGAUGGGUGUAACAAUAAGUAGGUAUUCUGAUAUAUCUACAAAUGAACUUGUUGCCAGAUUUUGUGGAAAUGAAAUCAUAUGUCCAAAUGAUCCAUUUUGGAAUCAACUCCUUGCAUUCAAUAUAGUGUUGCCAAAAACCGCAGAUGAGCAACUGAUGUUUGACUCGUGUGCUGAGGCCCUUCUUCAAAAGUUUCUGCAGAAUAAUCCUCAGACUGGAAAUCUUGGGUCCCUGGUGCAGGUGUUUAUCACCCGUGCCUCUGAGCUGCUGGCUGCACCAAAUACAGACAAUGUAAUGCUAGCAUGGCAGUGUUACAAUGCGUUGUUUGUGAUCCGAGCUGUGAGCAAGUAUCUAGUGGAAAUGGUCCCAGAGUAUGAGCUCUGUAAACAUUUAGAUGUGCAGGCAAGAAACAUAAGUAGCCCAUCACAGGACACCUCUCCAUCAUUUCCGGUUCAAGAGACCGCAUUGGAACAGACACCAAAAACGGUGAAUGGUGAAAGCCGAGUUGAGAUGUUAAUAGACGCACUCAUUGGGCUCAUCAUUGAUGUUCCUAUUACGGAUAACACGUACUACUUGCACUUGGAGUGUAUCAACACUCUUCUUGUCCUGAUGUCAGUAUACAUGUUUGCCAGUGCACACGGACAGACUAGACUUGUAGAAACGUCGCUUAUUUAUAGGACGCUAUUCCAAGGCAGAUACAGUCUCCACGCGCCGCUGCUAGUGAAGACACUGCUGAUGAAUCUAUCGAAUAUGGCCGCCGCGCCCCCACAGUUCGGCGCUCAGGGCCCGGGCAGUCUAUUCAUUAAUAUUGCAUCGAGUCUCUGGAGUAUGUUGACGCUGAACGCGUCUUCCCGCGUCACAAUAUUCUCCCACCCCCCGGCCGAUCGUCAGGAGUUAAUGGAGCGACUGAAGAGCGACCAUCCAGUGGCCAACCAGUCCUGUCUCCUGCUCCUGGCCCUGGCCAACCACUGCAUCAACCAAGACAACCUGUACAGAACGGCUUUACUUGAAUGUGAAGACACCAAUGAAACAUCGUCGACUACGCCAAACAAAGAAUCCGAAACACCCGGAAAAACGAAAGUCACUCCACCUAGAAUAGAAAUGGCAGCGUUACAUCGGGCGCUGUGCGCGACGGCGGGCUGCGAGCACUCGACGCUGCUGCUGUACCUGCUGCUGCACUCGUGCCGCGCCUACCGCCGCCACGUCACCGCCGACCCACACAUAGAGCAGCUGAUAGUGCCGAUACUGAAGGUGCUGUACAACGCGCCGGACAACACUUCGCAUCACAUCUACAUGUCGCUCAUCGUGCUACUCAUACUGACUGAGGACGACGCGCUCAUCAAGAACGUGCAUUCCAUUAUGCUGAGGAACCUCUCCUGGUACACCGAGCGGUCGCUAUCAGAGAUAUCUGUGGGCGGGCUCACAGUGUUGGUGGUGGUGCGAGCGCUGCAGUACAACAUGGUGCGAGUUAGGGACAAGUACCUGCACACCAACUGUCUCGCCGCUAUAGCUAAUAUGAGCUGUGAAUUUAGAAAUUUACACCCCUACGUAGCGCAGAGGUUAAUAUCGCUCUACGAAACUCUAACGAAAAGAAGAACAAGACUUUAUAAUGAAAUUGAAGGAGGUGAAAUUGACGACGAAGAAUUACCGCAUCACACAGAAGAAAAAAUAGAAGAAAUUAUGGAACACAUAGAGGUGCUGGACGAGGUGCUGCGCAUGCUGCUGGAGAUCAUCAACUCGUGCCUCACGCACCAGCUGCAGAACAACCUGAACCUCGUGUACGCGCUGCUGCACAAGCGCCAGCUGUUCCAGCAGAACCCGCAGCCGCUGAUCGCGCAGAAUAUUGAGAUGGUUAUAGGCUACUUCUCGACGCGACUACAGAGGGUGCAAGAGGGCGCGGGCGGCGAUUUGGGAGUGACAGAAGUACUAGCGGUUAUCAAGAAGGGGGCGGAGCAGUGGUCCAGUGAUAGGCUUAAGAAAUUUCCCGACUUAAAAUUCCGGUACGUGGAAGAGGAUAAACCGGAGGAAUUCUUUACUCCAUACGUGUGGGCGCUCAUUAGCAGCUGCGGCAACAUACACUGGGCGUGCGAGUUCGCACACGCACAAGACGCGUGAUCUAACGAGGACCAAUCGUGUAAUAUUUGCUAAUAUGGAACUGCUAGGUUAUAUGUGAAACAUUAGGAAACGAAUUUUGAGGGUAGUUCUAAUAUUUUUUAAAACUACCCUCAAAAUUUCGUCGUCAGUAGUGAAAUAUCUAAAACUAGAAAUGAAAUAAUGUUAUCGAUAUUAACUAGAUUUGUUUAUAAUAAUUAUUAUACGUAUUUAUUAUUAUAGGUUUUAGAAAUGGUCUCCCCAUCCGUGUCAUUUCAUUCCGAAUUUCUUUUACCAUGACAUGGCGUUAACUUUUUCCUUUACUUCGUCACAUUGGUUUUAAAAGUUGCAUGUUUUCGGGUGUCAUUUUUAAACAUUUUUUGUGUAAUCAGCGCCAAGUAUGUAAGUAUAAUAUUAAAUAUUGUAACGUCGACCCUUCUAAAGGUACAGGUACAAUAAGCUAUUAUAGGCUAUGGAAUGUAAGAAUGUUAAGAACUUUUGAUAAGUAGUAAAUA